GCAGUUGCUAUAAAAGAUGAAUGACGGAGUUCGAAAACGAUUACAAUGUUAGAUUCAUGUAGAAAUUUAUGUCUGCUUUCGCAUUUAAAUUGAACGAUGGAAUGCGAUAUUCUGGACACACUGGAACAGCUCGGAUAUAACGGGCCAUUGCUUGACGAAGAGGCACUUCUAAAAGCAUCCCAGAGUGGUCUGUCUUCACCCGAGUACAUCAAUCUGUGUGUAUGGCUAACGUCCCGACUGAAACGGCUUUGCGGUCUGGAGGAAAACUUGUCUGCCGGCCCAGGUGAUACGGACGGUCUUCAGAUAGAGAUAAGUGGGUUGCUGAAAGAGCUGUCCUGUCCUUACCCUGCUUUGGUCUCAGGGGAUGUUCAAGGAAGACUGAAUAACAAGCAAGAUUGUUUAAAAUUGAUCUUGUUUUUAAGCUCAGAGCUGCAGGCAGCGGAGAUGGUGCAGGCCAAGCCUCGGAAAGGGGACGGGAGUGUAGAGCGCGCCAUCUCUCCAGACCUCAAGCUCAUAUGCAGAACACUCGGGCUCUCUGAAUCAGAGGGGCUGGGAGCAGAGGAGCUGUUUUCUAGCAUUGAGACCAAGAUAAAUAAAUUAAUUGCAGAAGUUCCAAAGGAGCACAUUGGCAAGCCAGUGCUGAAGACCUCCCUCAACAGUGAACACUGGGCGGAGCUGGAGAAGAUCAACUCCGUUCUCUCUGCGGAGUACGAGUGUCGACGGCGAAUGUUGAUCAAGCGUCUGGACGUCACAGUUCAGUCCUUCAGCUGGUCAGACAGGGCAAAGGAACAAAUAGACAGUAUGGCCAAAGCCUAUCAGCCUAAGAGGCAUUCGUUGGUGGCUAAGUCAUCCAUAAGCCUUGCACACCUGCUAGCUGCAAGGGAGGACAUUUGCAACCUCAUCAAAACAAGCAGCGGGUCAAGUCGAGAAAAGACUGCAUGUGCUAUUAACAAGAUCCUGAUGGGCAGGGUACCUGAUCGAGGUGGGCGUCCGUCAGAAAUCGACGCACCUCCACCCGAAAUGCCCCCUUGGCAAAAGAGGCAGGAUGGGGGAGGGGGAGGGAGAGGAGGAUGGGGUGGACGAGGUGGAGGUGGAGGAGGAGGCGGGUGGAGAGGGGGCUGGGGUGGAGGGGGAGGGGGGAAAGGGGGAUGGGGUGGUCAUGGGGGAGGGGGGAAAGGGGGGUGGGGCCACCACGGAGGGGGAGGAAGUAGUUACUAUGGAAAGGGGGGGCAUUAUCGCUAUUAAAACGGCGUUCCUCUAAAUUAAACAUCAGAAACAGUGUUAUUGCAUUUUUCUCUAGAGAGGGACUUGAUCAAAGAAACUGCUUCUCCUAGAGGGGCAACACUAAGUUUUGAUCAGUCUUUAAGGCUGAGUAGUUUUUGGAUCAUGGGAUAUUCAGCUUAGAUAUUUUUUGAAGCGUUUGUGCUCUUUAUUUUUAAAUGGUGUUGACAGACAAAAACAAUCCUGGUAGAUUUUGAUUUCCUGCAUUUUGUAACAUUUUUUAAGGU
This is a messenger RNA of Megalops cyprinoides (Indo-Pacific tarpon), 1508 nucleotides long. RefSeq names its product family with sequence similarity 98 member B (gene tslig3b). Lineage: Eukaryota; Metazoa; Chordata; Actinopteri; Elopiformes; Megalopidae. The transcript has 8 exons. Bases 97 to 1245 code for a protein of 382 amino acids. Gene Ontology annotation, cellular component: tRNA-splicing ligase complex. The record is from RefSeq and is a predicted model, not a curated record.